This is a messenger RNA of Lolium perenne, 525 nucleotides long. NCBI's taxonomy places the organism in Eukaryota, Viridiplantae, Streptophyta, Magnoliopsida, Poales, Poaceae. The record is from RefSeq and is a predicted model, not a curated record.
AUGAGAGACCACUACGAGACGCUAGGGCUGCAGCCCAGCGCGCGCCAGCAAGACCGACGUGAAGAACGCGUACUUCCGGCUAACUCACCGCUACCACCCGGACCACCACGCCCAGGGCGAUAUGCCGCAGGCCGUGCCGCCACCGCGGCUGCGUUCCGUAGGGCCAAAGGAAGCGUACGGUGUGUGCUCUACGAUGAAGGCCGCCGCGCCGAGUACGACCGCACCAUCCGCCCCUCCUCGUCCGCUUCGGGUGGCGGCAAUGGUAAUCGGCAUGGUCAGUACGGCGCCGGCGCCUCCUCCAGAUCGAGUGGCUUCACCACGCAGACGUGGGAGGCACGGAAGGAGUGGGCGGAGUGGGACGACAAGUGGGAGGCAUCUAAGAAGAAGUGGGCGGAGUGGGACGAGAAGCGGGAGGCGUCUAAGAAGAAGUGGGCAGAGUGGGACGAGAAGUGGGCGGAGUGGGACGAGAAGCGGGAGGCAUCUAAGAAGAAGUGGGCAGAGUGGGACGAGAAGUGGGAGAUGUAG